Camponotus floridanus (Florida carpenter ant) is the source of this 2464-nucleotide messenger RNA. RefSeq lists its product as uncharacterized. The transcript is spliced from 4 exons. The record is from RefSeq and is a predicted model, not a curated record. NCBI's taxonomy places the organism in Eukaryota, Metazoa, Arthropoda, Insecta, Hymenoptera, Formicidae. The coding region runs from base 303 to 2345 and encodes 680 amino acids.
UCAGUGCGAAUCAGAAAUCCUGGCCGGAUAAUCGCAUAAGUUCGCCAAGCUAAGACCGACGAAAUAUACGUUUUGCAUGACGGAAUCUCUUUUGGCGGAUAAUAGCAAUUUGAUUCAUCGAUCGGGUUAUUCAUAGCCACCCUGAGGAACUUUUCUAACUGGUUCCGUGUUAAUUGGAUCAUAAUCGAUAGCGAGUUUUGAUUUCCUCCUGACUAGUAGAAUGUAUAAAAGAAAUUUCUGCAUCGAUCAAGGAUAUUUUAUCGCCCAAGUAUAGAAACUCUAGCAAAUUUUUAAUCGCAAAAAUGGCGGCUUUCAAUGGAGUUCGUGUGCUGCCAGAUAUACCGAACAUGGAGACCUUAAUCCAAGAGUUCGAGACAGGCUUCAGAUCGUCCAAUCGCCAGGAAGUCGUUUCGGAAUCGUCGAUUUCAGGCGGCGGCAGCUUCGUCAAGAAAAUCGUCGAAGCUUACGAGUCGAGUGUUAAAGCAUCUAUUGAUAAUGCUGAGCAGGAGCACGCUAGCAAAAGGUCCAGCCUUUUCAACACUAUACGGAACCGGAAGAAUGUGGAAAAGAGCGAUUCAAGUCCCUCGAUGUACAGCGAACUCGGCAGCAACUUGCGACGUUGGAGCAGUCUUAAAAAUACAUCGGAAAUAUCUUCCACCGUGAAGAAGUAUGAUCUUGAAGACGAUUUCGUGAUGCCUAAUCAAUACCAUUCGAAGAGCUGCAAAAAGACCGACAUCUUAAAGACGUGGUCUUCCAAGAUAAAUAAGUCUGGUCUUAUGAAAGAAUUGAUGAACAUUCGACCCAAUUCCUCGAAGAAAAGCGAAACGGAAAUUCUGGACGGAAGAGGUCAAGCAUUCUACAGUCCCCCGGAAAGUGAGAGAAAGUAUAAAUCGAAAAACAAUAUGCCAUUGAUCUGCUCGAGUCCUUUGGAGGAUGUUGACGAUAAAAAUAUAGAUUAUAUUGAGGAUCCUCUUGACGAUAUCUUGACGAAUUCUCAUGAUUCGAGCAACGCCAGCAAUAAUAGUUACAAAAACUUGCAAGUCGACUUGUACGACUUCGAGAGCGAAGAAUGGGAAUUAUCCUCGACUUCAUCAUCGCGAUCAUUGAAUUCUUCUUCGAGAUCUUUGCACGAUGAUACAUCGAGCACAAAGAGUCAUACCAACGGCAAUUUGUUAUUAGAAUCAUCCUUUGAGGACGUCACCGUUAUACCUUCUAAAGAUUUAAACGAUUGUGAGAACCAGGUCGCGGAAGAGAUAUUAGAACCCUCCUCUAACUUUAUCCGGAAAUUGCCGCAAGUGAUCGGCGUUUCAUUGAAACGACCAAUCAAGAUCGACAACGAUACAUCCAUCACGUGGUUACCGGUGCUGGGUGAGAAGUUGCCGCAAAAGAAAUCAUUGAAGAAGCUAUUGUCAAUGUUUAAUCGAGCUAAGCUAUCAUUAAACCACAGAAAGAAAUCAAAGGAGAGGCAGCCGAAGAAGCAGCACAUCUUCGACUCGGGAUUUAUCGAACAAUGUCCGUCAGUGUCGUCUUCCUCUUCGCAACAAUCCUGGUACUCUGAUACCGGUCACGUCGACAACAAGCCAUCGACGCCGCCAACCUUCGGUACAUUUGGCCGCCCGAAAUACGUCAGCGAGCAUUGUAAUGGCAGGACAGUCAAGAGUCGCAUGAUGUUGACCGAAACAACUCAUGCUCCGGAACUGGCAAAUGAUUUUGUAUCUUUUGAUCCGAAUCCCUCGCACAGGACAACUCUCUUGAACGAAGAGAAUUGUCAGGACGUCGAAUCUUCAUUGAAAAACGCAGGUUCUUCGAAGGUUUUCUGCAAAUACCCGUUGCUUCCUAAGCACCCCCAUUUGAUCCGUAGCAGCGUCCCCAAGCAUCCUUUUGUCGCGUGGACAAAAAUGGAUCAAAUAGAGGAGGAGGAAGCGAUAGUAGAAAAAAUGCAGAGUGGCGAAGAAAUCGAACAGAAAUCUGAUGUGCUCGAAUUGAGGUGUUCGAGUACGUUGCCGAUACCUGUGCCUCAAUCUACGUUAAACGUUUCGUAUCCCAGGAUAUCCGGAUGCGCGGAUUCCUUUGCGAAUAACAACUAUGACGUGCCAAAUCCACAUAAGUUAACGUCGGCGCUCGAUGAGGUCGUUUUUCGUCGACAAGCACCCACCUACGAUGUUCCUCGACGUUCCUGGCUGUCUAGUCUUACAAUGGAUUCCUCGCCUCCCGUUUAUAGCGAUAACUUAUAUGAGGAGAUCGUGCCUUGCAUGCCUCGUUUUGCCACCGUGAGCCCGAAAAACUUCAGAUUUUUCAUAUCCCAAGAAAAAUCACGAGCGAUCGAAAACAGCUUUGACAGCUAAUAGAGUAUCGGAAGUAUUAUCUUUCUCCCGAAAAAAAUUUUCGACGAGGUCGCAUGAUUAAUUAAUUAAUUCGUACUUGGUUUAAAAACAAUUAACUCUCUCAAAAUCUUAUUGAUAAA